Papilio xuthus (Asian swallowtail) is the source of this 2882-nucleotide messenger RNA. RefSeq lists its product as uncharacterized. The transcript has 8 exons. Lineage: Eukaryota; Metazoa; Arthropoda; Insecta; Lepidoptera; Papilionidae. The record is from RefSeq and is a predicted model, not a curated record. The coding region runs from base 243 to 1526 and encodes 427 amino acids.
GUUAUAUUUUACUUAAUAUACUAGAUUACGUAAAUUGAGUUUAGACGAAAUGGAGUCUUUUGGAGAGCAAUUAUUUCAAAAUAUAUUUGGAGAAAAAUACGCGUAACAAUCUAUACCGUAUAAAGAAUGAAAAGUUUCAGGAAAGUCGUCUAUAUGAAAAAAGUACAUUUGGUAGAAGUUUUGGGAAAGAAACAGAAUCGCAAUGGGACAGAAUUAUAGAAGAACGUUAUCAAAAUCUAGAAAUGGGAAGGAAAAUAUUCGAAAAUGCGUAUCGAUUUAUUGAAAACAGAGAAGACGAUGACGAGGAGAGUGAAUUUGAGAAGAAAAAACGUGCUACUGGUGCUAAAGAUAAAUCCAAGGACAGGAGCAAUCGUUCAAAGAAACGUACCAAGAAGAAAGAAGAAACGUUCAUCGAUUCACGUAAAAAGAAGGCUAAAGAAAUAGAUAUAUAUAUAGAUGUGAAAACGAUUCAUCCAAGAGAUCUUUAUUUAUCAUCAUUGCCACAUUAUACUGAAUACAAAACUGAAGUUCAUGUGCCUAAAUCCUGCAUCGAACAUGAUCUUUCAACGUUCAAACAUUCGGCACAAAGUGCCGAUGAAAUAACGUAUAGUGAAAACUCCGACAAAGAAGAAUCAAAAGCUUCAAUUGAACGACCUGUUUCAAAACAUCAGAAGACGAAAAAAACAACAGAUGAUAAAACAAAUAAGAAAACAGAAACUAAAAGUAUUAAUGAGGUAAGCAGCAUCCAUGAACCAUUUUAUUUCCUAUAUUUAAGAAAUAUUUUCUUACUUUUAAUAAAAUUGUUACAGAAAUGUCAAAUAUCCACAUUGAAUCCUCUGACACUCAUCACUAAAUAUAUAUCCUCAAUACGACAUAAAUAUGAAAAAGAAAAGAGAAUCAUCGAAAAGAACAGGAGCUAUCAAGAUUUAGAAAACGAAAGAAAAAGCUGUCAAAAGAGGAUAAAUCGAGAACUGGAAUUAUUUAGAAAACUGGCAGAACAGCGUUAUUCAGAAAUAUCGUCAUCUGAAGAUCUUACAGAUGAUGAAGCGGCCAAAAAAAUUAAAAAAUCCUUUACUGAAGUAAAUGGGAGAGGUGAAAAGAAAAAAAAUCAGGAGACAAAGCGAUCGUCAUCUCCAAUUCUGAUAUACCAUUAUUAUAGACCCGAUUUCAAAUCCAAAGACGACACAACAUAUUAUGAUUCCGAUGGUUGUGUUCAGGAACCUAAUAAUUGGUUAAAAACUCAUAAGGUACUCAGGACUCCUCUCCCGCUAACCAGUGCAAAUGACAACAAACCAGAUGAAAAAGUUUCAGAAGAAACAAAAUCCAAUAAGCAUUCAUUGGAUUCUUUACCUUCUCAAUCCGAAAACCAAGAAACUGUUUUAAACCAAUUGAAAAAAGAAGAAGAAACACUUGAUCAUAAACUACAAAAUAUUAAAUCGAAAGCAAACAACGAAAAGUUGAAAAUACAUUACGAUCCAAUGACAAUCACAUUUGAUGCUCGAUCAGUUACCAAUUCCAAUACAUAAAUUCAUUUUAUGUCACACAACUUAUGUAUGUACUUACUUUAUAGAUGUUACCUUAUAUUUCGUAGUCAAAAACGUGGUACAUUAAGUUAAGAACUACGGUGAAUUCUAGAAUUUACCGGUAAAACUUAAGAUUAACCAAGUAGUCAUGGCAAAAAUCCGAAACGUUUGUGGUCCUUGUGAGCAUUUACCGCUUAGAUUUUACCGGUAAAUCUCAAGAUUUUCCGAAAUUCUUGUUUUUAUAGUAAUAUUACAAAUGGUCAGUUAUCGAUGAAAUGGAAACAUACAGGUUAAGAUUAGUGUUUGCAUUUUUAUAUAUUUUAUGGAUACAAUAUACUGUAUACGACCAGUAGCGGCGUUAGGGUAGGGCGAGGUGAGGCGACCGCCCAGGGCACCGGGCAUAAGAGGGCGCCGCAAGCACCAGAGUCGGAUCUUAAAGGGCGCCCACUGAGAUAUCAUAUUUUUAAAGGAUUUCAACCCGAUACCAAAAAAGGGGUCCCCGAAAAUCUGGCCCAGGGCGCCGGAAAUAAAACCUUAAACCGGCCCUGUAUACAAUGAAAUAGAUAUAAGCAUAUAUUUUAAAUAUAUUUGAUAUGAAGAUCCUGUUCUGUUACCAUACUGUAUGUUAUAAGAAAUAUACUAAAUUCAGGUCCUUCAAUUAUUUUAAAUCGAAUUUCUGAAAAAAUUACGCUCAAAUCGUUGUCAGGGUUCCGUCAUGUUUAUUCUCGAAGAGAAAUUUAUUUUUAAUCUAUCGUUAUUUCUAUUAAUUUUAUUUACAAAGUUUGUUACUAUUAAGAUGUUUUUACUUCACAGGGAUAUUUAGUCUAGAACUUUACAAUACUGUGAUUCUGAAUCUUAAUCGGCUUAAUCCUUUUAUAUAAAAAAUAUGUUAAAACCAAAGACAUUCAACAUAUACACCAACGAAUAGACAGAACAUAUAAUACGAAAAUGUACUAAUGAUGAAGUUCUAGUUUAACACUAGUGAUAAUAUUGACAAUUACGUUGGAUUAUGAUUAAAAUAUUUGAAUUGUAAUGUCCGCUCUAUGUUUAAUAUUAUAUUUAACUCUAUGACUGAUAUUAUUGAAUCUCUUUAAUUGGAACAUGAAUUUAUACGAAUUGUGUAAAUCUAAAAGACUUAACUGAAAAAAAAAAUGUGAGCUUGUAGAGUUUAUCUCUUGUUCCGUCUAUUUAUGUAUUUUGACAUAUAAAGUUGACUAAAUGGGAUAAUUUAGAAAAUCGCUAUUCCAUUUAUAAACACGCGUUUAAAAUAAUUCUGUUGCCAUGUUAUAGUAGAAUAUUUGUUAAAAAAAAUGUUGUUCUAUGUUUUUCACAAUUACCUAAUGUACUUAUUUUAGUCAA